Hansenula anomala is the source of this 2799-nucleotide messenger RNA. It is a transcript of the gene STE5, whose product is annotated as Ste5p. The transcript has 2 exons. The record is from RefSeq and is a predicted model, not a curated record. Bases 1 to 2799 code for a protein of 932 amino acids. NCBI's taxonomy places the organism in Eukaryota, Fungi, Ascomycota, Saccharomycetes, Phaffomycetales, Wickerhamomycetaceae.
AUGACUUAUAGUGAGCCCAAGACUCCAUUCACUCACUCGUCAACAACGUCUUCUGCAAGAUCCACUCCAAAGUCAUCAUCCACUGCUCACCACAUUUCAAGCAUCAACAACUCUGGGAAAUCUUCAUCUAAAUGGGCUAAAUUUCAAGAAAAGUUUCAUUCAUACUCUUCUUCAAAAUCAACACAUCAAUCAAUACAUCAUUCACCUUCUACCAACACUUCCUUUUCUCAUUCAGUGCCACAUAUAAACACUUCGUUCACUCCAAGUGGAAACUCUUCUUUUGAAAGCCCUCAAGACUAUUUGAAAAAUUUAUCACUCGAUGAGUCUACAAUAUCUCCAAUAUUAAACCUCCCUGGUGGUACUACUCCAGUUUCUUCAUCUUCCACUUUACAUUCAGCUUUCACAAUACCUCCAAAUAGAACCACAUCUCUGCCCAAAAGUGAUCUUAUAGGGACUCCUCCACCACCUCCUACACAAAGACCGAGUCCAAAUUCAUCAUUUGCAACCCCUCCAAAAGUUAAACCUUUUAUAUAUUCAAAGUCUUCAUCAACUUCAAAUACUCCAAGAAAUAAGAAAUCUUUGGUGAAUGAAAAAUGUUGUUUUUGUGAAGAGCUAUUAUCUUCAAAAUUUUCCACUGGUGAAAAAGUCAUAGAGCUGAAUUGUGGUGAUACUUGUCAUGAAGAAUGUCUUUGGUUAUUGAUAAAUGCUACUGCUGAUGAUAAUGAUGAUGAAUCCAAUACAAAGACUUCAGAUCCAAAUAAAAUUUUCCCAGAUUGUGAAUCAUGUGGUAAAUUAGCAAUACCCUUGGAUGAUACAAUAACUGAUUCCAUCAUUUCUAAAAUAUUGUUAUCAACACCUCCAAAGUUAAGACAGGUUUCCAACUCAUCAUCUUCUGAUUCAUUAAUAAUAUCUUCAAAUUUCCAAUCACAAAUGCUUUCACCUAGGUCAAGACCUCCAUCAUCUGCAGUUACAAGUGCUAAAAAUCACAAAUACCAAUCAUUAUCAUUAUCAAAUAGAAAUCAAAAAGAUUUAUCUAUACAAAUACCCACUUCAAAAUCUUUAAGAAACCAUCAAAGUAAUUCGUCACGUCAUAAAUCAACCUCUAGAGGCUCUUCAAUAUCAGCAAUGUCUUCAAUAAUUUCAUCUGUCUCAAGAUCCCCAUCACCAACCAAAACCAUGGGAAGAAUAACGACAAAUGACACAUUAACACUUAGUGAAAAUGGUAAAUUGAAUAAAAUACCAUUAGCAAUGUUGAGAUCAGAAUAUAUUUGCCAUUUGAUUAAAAAUCUACAAUCAAACUAUGAUACCAAUUUGAAAGAAUCUGAAAUUGAUUCAUUUGGUUACCUAAGAUUAGUUGAUAAUUUGUUAAUAUCACAAAAUGGUGAAGUUUUCAAAAAUUAUAAUGUCUAUUUGUUUCAAUAUAAUUUGUUACUUGUUGAUCUAAAUUAUUCAAAUAUUGAAGUUUUCAAAUUAUUGAAAACUCCUAAAAUUUCCACUCCAACUUCAACAAUUUUGAAAAUUAAUGUUGUUUCAAAAUCAAAUGAUGAAUCUUGUUCAUUAUAUUUAUCACAAAAAUAUAAUAAAAUCUUACAAAAAUGGAUUGCAGGUUUAUGUGAUUAUGAAUUUAUUUUCAAUUCUGAUAAUUUAUCUUCAACAAUAACACUUCCAGAAGAAUCAUCAAAAUUAGAUCAACAAUCAAAUUGGGAACCAAUUGCUCCACAUACAAUACAAUCAAAUGAGCAUGGGAAUGAUCCAAAUCAAAUGACAAUCCCAGUUUUAUUAUCUCCAAUUAAACUUGAGGGUAAAUCAACAGCAUCAACUCCAAUCACACCUACAAAGAGUUUUUUCCAAAAGACUAGUCAUUUAAUAAUAAUUAUUGACCAUGAAAAAUCAAUAAAUAAUCAAAAUGUUAUCAUCACUUUAACAAAUAUCAUCAAGGCACUAUCAUUAAAAUUCAAAUCUUUAAAUGUCAUUUGUUCUUCAAGUCAAUUUGAAAAUGCGUAUUGUAUGACAUCUUCAUCUUUAUCAAUUGAUGGUUUGAGUUCUAAAAUUGGUAAAAUCAAUAAUGACUCGGGUAAAAAUGUUAAUCAAUGUAUUGAAGAGAUAAUUGAUGGUGCUGAGAACACUGAAGAUUUUAAUACUUUGAUAAUUUCAAAUAAUUUAACCAAAAACUCAUUAAGUUCAAUAAUUCUAGCAAAUCAAUUAAUUAUUCAAAUUCAAUCAUAUAAUUCAGCUAAACUAAGCCCAAGAGAUAAUUUAAUAAAACUAGACACCUGGGAUAAGAUUAUGGAAAUGUUGGUUACAAGAUAUGAAUUGUCAUUUGAUGAUGAUUCUGAUUCUGAUUAUGAUGAUAAUUCAGAGAAUGAUGCAAAUAGUUCUGACUCGGAUUUUGAUUCAGAUUUUGAACAAAGUGAUGAUGAUGAUAAUGAUAAUGAUUCAAUAAAUUCAGAUCUUUUUGAAGAAAAAUAUAAAAAUUAUAAUGACCAAGAUGAAAUUAAUGAUAAUAAUAAUGAUGAUGAGGAUGAAUUACCAAGUUUAAAUUCAAAUGAUGAAUUAGUUUCAAAUAAUUCAAGUGAUGCACAACAUUUGUCACCUGUAUCAAGUGAGAAUAAUGAUAAAACUAAUGAAUUCAAUAAUAAUGAAAAUCGAACUGCUUUGAAAACUCAUAACUCAAGAUGGAGUACUUUAUUCAAAGAUAUUGAUGAUGCUUUGUUAUAUAAUGGGAUACAAGGUUCUUACAAUAAGAAAGAAAGAAAAAGCAAUUUGGUUUCAGUUCAACUAUAUGAUAUUAAUUAUUAA